CGCGCAGAAAAAAAAACCCGAUUACGCGUUAUAACGCCCAUGCUCUGAGAUGAAAAAAAAAUAGAGAGGACUGUGUCGUCAAAGCGUGGCAACGUGCAGAUAGACGUGUGCCACUAUCAUAUAUAAGACGCGCAGAGCGAAGAGAGAGCCAGCGAGCCCUGAACAUUUAACGGAACGACUGAUAAGCGAUUGUAGAGGACAAGAUAGAUACAAUUUGUGACAGCCCACGAAUUACGGUUUAUUGCAUAAAAGUCGAACUUUAAAACAUACUGCUCCGUGUGAAACUCUAGAGAAACUCAAAGAGAAACACCUUAAUUCGUCGUGCGUAAUUGCAGCAUCGGAUCAUUGGAGGACCUCUGGUGCAGCAUCAAAGAUGGAGAAAAUUGAAGGGGACAAGAAAAAGCAGGUGACCUGUUAUUUGCUGUUCUCUGUGGCCACAGCCGUCAUCGGUUCCCUGCAGUUUGGCUACAACACUGGGGUCAUCAAUGCUCCUGAAAAGAAACUGCGUUCCUUCUUCAAUGAGACGUGGAUUAACCGGUAUGGAGAGCCUAUAUCCACAGACCUGUGUACCUUCAUUUGGAGUUUUGCUGUGGCCGUCUUCAGCGUGGGGGGAAUGGUGGGAUCAUUCAGCGUCGGGGUCAUGGUCAACAGAUUCGGGAGGCGUAAGUCUAUGCUGCUGGUGAACGUCUUGGCCCUGAUUGGUGGAGCCCUGAUGGGACUCUCGACGGUCUGCCAGUCCUUUGAGAUGGUGAUCGCAGGACGCCUGGUGAUCGGCCUGUUCUGUGGCCUCUGCACUGGCCUGACCCCUAUGUACGUGGGAGAGCUUGCGCCCACUGCCCUCCGGGGGGCUUUUGGGACCCUGCACCAGCUUGGCGUGGUGUUGGGCAUCCUGGUGGCACAGAUCUUCGGCCUGGAGUCCCUGCUGGGCUCAGCAACCCUGUGGCCCCUGCUUCUGGCACUGACUGCCAUCCCAGCGGUCCUUCAGAGCAUCAUGCUGCCAUUCUGCCCUGAGAGCCCACGCUACCUUCUCAUUAACUUGAACCAAGAGGAGCAGGCCCGCAAAGCGCUGGUGCGGCUGCGAGGCUCUGAGGAUGUGAGUGAAGACCUGCAGGAGAUGAAGGAGGAGAGCAUGAAGCUGGCCAUGGAGAAGAAGGUGACCAUCCCCGAGCUGUUCCGCACCCCAGCGUACCGCCAGCCCAUCAUCAUCGCCAUCGUCCUCCAGCUCUCCCAGCAGCUCUCGGGAAUCAACGCGGUCUUCUAUUACUCCACAGGCAUGUUUCAAACUGCCGGUGUAACCAAACCCAUCUACGCCACUAUUGGAGCUGGAGUGGUUAACACUGUUUUUACAGUGGUGUCUCUCUUCCUGGUGGAGAGGGCGGGACGAAGGACACUACACCUCAUUGGAUUGGCUGGAAUGGCUGUCAGUGCCCUAAUGAUGACUAUCUCCCUCCUGUUAGUGAAAGACACUCCGUCUAUGAGUUACAUGGCCAUCGUGGCAGUGUUCGGGUUUGUGGCCAUGUUUGAGAUGGGUCCUGGCCCCAUCCCCUGGUUCAUCGUGGCCGAGCUCUUCGCCCAGGGCCCACGUCCCGCUGCCAUUGCUGUCGCCGGCUGCUCCAACUGGACCGCUAACUUCCUGGUCGGCCUCAGUUUCCCCAAACUAGUGGAGUGGUGCGGUGCCUAUGUCUUCAUCAUCUUUGUGGUCUUCCUCAUCCUCUUCUUCAUCUUUACCUACUUCCGCGUUCCUGAAACCAAGGGGCGGACUUUCGAAGACAUUGCCCGGGGUUUUUCUGGAACCGCCUCCAGCCCCACCCAAGCCCCGACCUCUGAGGGAGUGGUCACCUUGCCGGUCUCGCCCACCACGGAGAAAGUUCCCAUGGUAGAAUUCACAGCGGAGGACAAAGCAAAUGGACCUACUUCUAACGCGUAGGCAGUGCACAGAAGUCAUAUGGGAUACAUGUAUAAAUCAGGUGUUUACUUUAGGCGAGGGUGGUGGAUAUAUUUAUGGAGAAUGUAUGCGGGAAGUAGUUCGGUUAGAGUCAGUUAUACAGAGAAAUAGUUUGAUAUAUUGGUAUGGGAAUUGUAAUUGAAAUACUUUGUGGUUAAUGUCCAGGAUGGGUUGGAGUUUGAGGUGAAUGUGUUUUUGUUUGUGCUCCUUCUCAGUGUCUGUCAUUUGAGUAUUGUUUCCAUUGUGAAGGUCUAAAGGGAAUUUGUUUCUAAAAUGCUUUCAAGGUGUUAAUUAAGUUAAUUAAUUAGCAAGCCUAACUAGCUUCAGCAAUGCCAAAAUACACAUUUUUUAGUACUUGGGAAUCAAACUGUAUAAAUGACUGCAUUUCUGCAAAUCACUUUAUAAGUGUUUUAUGCGCAGAUAAAAUUUUUACAAGAGUAUUACCAUUUUAAAGGACAUAGGGACUGAAUUUCAUACAUUUGAUAUGUUAUUUAAUACUGUGGGUAUUCUACUUGAUCGACAGUGUUAGGAGGGGGAAAACUGCUUUCUUUUCAGUAUUUUUAAAGACAUUUUCAAUUUCCCACCUGCAAAAAAUUUAAAUCUUUAUCACCACAUUGCUCCUCACAGAGGAGUAAUCCUGCCUUGUUACAGAGAAAACUUUAAGUUCACAUUCAUGUUUCUUUGUCAGUAAAAUGACAGUGGGAGUAAGUUCAAAUUCAAACAGCCAUGUGUGCGUUGUGGAGACCUCCACAAAGCCAAUGAUUUCAUUUUAUGACCACUACAUACUAAAUAACAUAUCAAAACACAGAUUUAUGUUUUCUGUUUGAACAAACCUGUAUGUGUGUGUGUGUGUGUGUGCGUGCGUGCGU
Molecule: messenger RNA, 2814 nt
Organism: Megalops cyprinoides (Indo-Pacific tarpon)
Lineage: Eukaryota; Metazoa; Chordata; Actinopteri; Elopiformes; Megalopidae
Gene: slc2a3b
Product: solute carrier family 2 member 3b
Exons: 11
Coding region: 374-1927 (517 amino acids)
Biological process (GO): monosaccharide transmembrane transport; response to insulin
Cellular component (GO): basolateral plasma membrane; apical plasma membrane
Molecular function (GO): hexose transmembrane transporter activity
Source: RefSeq, a predicted model, not a curated record